Messenger RNA from Tetranychus urticae (two-spotted spider mite), 2488 nucleotides. RefSeq names its product mucolipin-3. Gene Ontology annotation, molecular function: NAADP-sensitive calcium-release channel activity. Lineage: Eukaryota; Metazoa; Arthropoda; Arachnida; Trombidiformes; Tetranychidae. Gene Ontology annotation, cellular component: plasma membrane; lysosomal membrane. The record is from RefSeq and is a predicted model, not a curated record.
UAAAGACAAACUCAACUACAGAAAAUAUGUCUUUCUUUUGGUGUUACAUGUUGUUUAGUUAAAAGUUAUUCUCAAGUAUUCUUUAUCAAUUAAUUAAUAUUAUACGAUUUGACUGUGUUUAUCAGUCUGAACAAAUUACUUGUAGAAUGACUCUGUGACUGGUAAAUAGAUAUUCAACAUAGGAAUCUCUUGACUAACGUUAAAAAUUUUGUUGUCCCGUUCUCAUUUCCGAUAUGGCUUGUUACAUUGAAUCUCCAUAAAAGUAUGCUCAAUCGGUAAAUUAACCAUUACUCCAAAAUGGAUGACGAAGUGUUGAUUGAGACGAUUGCCUCAACUUCGACGAAUGUACAAUUGAACAACCCUAAUGGCGAUUAUGUUGAUUAUGGAGGUAAAGUUUUCAAAAAAGCUGAUGAAAUUGAAGGAAGGCCUAUAAAGAGUGACUGCGACAUGAAUGAAAUAAAUUCAUUCAGGAGACAGUUGAAAUAUAAUUUCAUGAAUCCUAUAGAUAAGUGGAAAAGCAAAAGAAAGUUUCCUUGGAAGUUAUUGCUUCAAAUCAUUAAGCUUUUGGUUGUAACGCUUCAAAUAUAUUCCUUCGGUCUUGAAAUUUCUCGUUACAAAACACAUCAGUCAAACGUCGACAUAACACUCAAAGAGUUAUUACUCGCUGAUUGGGAUCCAGUCCGAGAAGUGCUGGUCUAUCCACCAGGAACGGGUCCUUAUGCUUGUUACACCAGAGACGAUCUCGAUAGAAACAUAAACAAUUUUGUUAAAGCUUUUGCCAACGUCACCAACUCUAGUCUGAAAACCUUUGCUUAUGAUUCUUCGGCCCCAGACAUCGUUUCACCGAUUUAUCUCGAAAUCAUUGAAUUUACCAAGGGUGAAGAAAACGCAUUUAACUUUACGUUUAAUUUUAAUAACGAAAUUCAUACAACAAAUUUUACCAUUAAAAGUGAUUACCCUGCCGGUGAUGUUCGAUGGGACUCUUUUUCUAUCCAAAAUUUUCUUUCAUCCCAACAAUAUCAAUUCAAUUUUGAUAGCUUGAUCAAGAUGAAACUGAUUACGAAUUUAAAAAUCAUCUACCGUAACUCAUUGGAUUUUUACAAUUUUCCAGAAUGUUACAUUAUUCAAAUAUCAUUUGUUUUAGACAACUCAUUACAUGCCGGGCAAGUAUUGAUGAAAUUGAAUACUAAAAGUAUUCAAAAACAAUGCUUUGGUAACUUGGAAGGAAAAUCAGUAUCGACAUACUCCGUCAUGGAAGUUUCCACCGUAAUUGUAAUGUUUCUUACUUCCUUAUCUGCAUUAUUGUGCCUUCGAUCGAUGGGUAAAGGAUUGGCUUUACAGCGAAAAGCCAUCGUGUUCUUCGCCAAACAUUAUAACAUAGAAUUAAAAUUUCAUGACAAAAUGGAAUUCAUUGAUCCCUGGAUUUAUUUGAUUUUCAUCAACGAUUUACUUCUACUAACUGGUUCAAGUAUCAAACUUUGCGGAGGCCCAAUGGAUCACAGUCAAUCUUUGGCAAAUAUUUACUCGAUUCUCUUUGGUAUUGGUAUACUUUUAACUUGGUUUGGUGUACUUCGUUACAUCAGUUUCUUCGACAAAUUCAAUAUUGUCAUAUUGACAAUGAAGAAAGCAUUCCCGGAUAUUAGCAAAUUUGCUUUUUGUGCCAUUUUACUUUAUAUUGGAUAUUGUCUCUGUGGGUGGAUUGUCCUUGGACCACAUCAUCUAAAAUUUCGAACUUUGAGUUCAACCUCUGAAUGUCUUUUUGCAUUACUCAACGGUGAUGAUCUAUAUGCAACUUUUGCCACUCUUGAUUCCGCCGAUCCAGCCAUUUGGUGGUUUAGUAGAAUCUUCAUAUACUCUUUCAUUUCUCUAUUUACUUAUGUUGUCCUCAACCUCUUCAUAUCAAUCGUUAUGGAUGCUUGGGAUAUCAUAAAAAACUAUAAUUCGCAAAUACAGACUGAAAUGCAGCAUUUCAUUAGUGAGUGCAACGAAGAUGUUUUUGCAGAAAUUUAUCAAGAACAACCGAGAAAUUCAUUAUUGCAGAAAGUUGGUUCAUUUUUUCGAUUCAACUCACAAGAUUCUAAUCCGUCAUUUUUUUAAAAGAUAAUCAAAAUACCAAGAUAAUCAUAUUCAUAUCAUCUAUUUUUAAAGAUUUACAUUGUUUUCGAUUGGAAUGACUAAUCGAAAUCGAUAGACUAUUUUAUCAUACUGGAAAGUACAUAAAAUACCGAUCUAACAGAUAAUUAUUAAUGCUGAAACUGAUCAUAAUCGGUUUAUCUAUAUUAAUACUAUUCAUUUACCUCAUCAUUCAAUUUUAUAUCCGCUGAUGAGGAUAAUUUUAAUGAUCUAUCUAUAUUCGACCUUUUUAUAUCACAUUGUACCAUUGUAUAAUUUAGUAAUAAUGUAUCAUUGAUUAUAUUUAUAAGGACUGCAUGAAAUGUUGCAUGACAUGCUAAAUAUAUUAAAAUAUUUAUUUUAUUACUCCCUUUAA